AUGUCGGCUCUCAGCACGUUGCCCUUCCUGAAGCCAGUGCACCUGCGGUCGCCCCGCAGCUCGCCCGGGGGCCAGCGCCGGCACACGCUGCCCGCCAGCGAGUUCCGCUGCCUCAGCCCCGAGGAUGCUGUCAGCGUGUUCGAGAUCGAGCGUGAAGCCUUUAUAUCAGUUUCUGGGGACUGUCCCCUGCACCUGGAUGAGAUCCGCCACUUUCUGAGCCUGUGCCCGGAGCUGUCCCUCGGCUGGUUUGAGGAAGGGCGGCUGGUGGCAUUCAUCAUCGGCUCCCUCUGGGACCAGGAGAGGCUCAGCCAGGCAGCACUGACCCUGCACAAGCCGCAGGGCUCAGCUGUGCACAUCCACGUGCUGGCCGUGCACCGCACCGUCCGCCAGCAGGGCAAGGGCUCCAUCCUGAUGUGGCGUUACCUGCAGCACCUGCGCUGCCUGCCCUUCGCCCGCCGCGCCCUGCUCAUGUGCGAGCACUUCCUCGUGCCCUUCUACCAGAAGUGCGGCUUCGAGGCGCUGGGGCCCUGCGAGGUGACCGUGAGGGACCUGGCCUUCGUGGAGAUGCAGCACCCCGUGCGGGGACACGCCUUCAUGCGCAGGAACAGCGGCUGCUGAGGCCCCUCCGCUCUCGCCUGCCUGGGGGGAUGAGAGGCUGCAACCUCUCUCCAUCCCCACCACUGUGAUCCAUCUUCCCUGGCUGGCCCUGGAUACAGCUCUCCCUCUGUCACAUCCGCCUUCCAGCCACAUCAGCCUGGCCCCGUCCCAUCCCUGCAGGGCUGGGCACAGAAAUUCCUGCCAGAUCCUGCUGGAAGCAUCGAUUCCCCGGGUUCUGCUUUAGCCAGGGCUGUGCUGGCAGG
Molecule: messenger RNA, 860 nt
Organism: Pseudopodoces humilis (Tibetan ground-tit)
Lineage: Eukaryota; Metazoa; Chordata; Aves; Passeriformes; Paridae
Gene: AANAT
Product: aralkylamine N-acetyltransferase
Biological process (GO): circadian rhythm; response to light stimulus; melatonin biosynthetic process
Cellular component (GO): cytoplasm
Molecular function (GO): aralkylamine N-acetyltransferase activity
Source: RefSeq, a predicted model, not a curated record